UGUAGUUCUUAAAACUGCCUGAACUAGUUCGGUAGAAGUGCAUGGUAGUUGAACUGAAAGUCCGUUUGUGUCUAACCUCAAAACUUCGUUCUUUUUACGCUGAUGGACGUAAAAACCUCCGCUAUAAUGUCCACACAGAGGGGCGAGAAAAACAUUUUGAGUGAGACAAAAUCCUCGAGAGGGAAUAUGGAUUCUGUACACCGCAAAUGGAAUGGGUCAAAAGGGGACCAGAUAUCCACUAGGUCCAAACCCAUGUCAGACACUUUAUCCAAACUGGCUCAAUUGAUCACUUGCAUGGAGUAUAAACCAAAACCUCAGACGUCUUCCUCCAUCCGCAAGGACUGCGGCCACGAAUUCUCUGAACUGAACCUUGUGCAGAUCCAGGAAAAAGAGACCCUACAAAAGCUCCAUUGCUGUCAACACUGUGGCCAAAGGUUUGCUUUGCUCUCUAGUUUGCAGCUACACAAGUGCCUUGGUUCCUCCUCUAUGUGCCAGACGUGCAGAGGGAAACCUACGAGGAGUUCUUCGUGCCCUUCCUGCGGGAGCGAACCUUCAGGCCCACAUCGCCCAGAAGAUCCCAUCAGUCAAAACAGCAGCCCCUACGCGUGCGCCCCAUGCGGACAAGCCUUCAGCCACAAGCAAGAGCUGCUGCACCACCAGCAGGCCGGAGGCUGUCAGCCCGUAAAAACUCUCAAACCGCCCUCGCCACCCUCGUCUCCGAGCGCCGGCGCGUCUCUUUCUGCUUGCACUGUGUGUUCCAGAACGUUCCGUACUUCUGCUGGACUCUCCUGCCACAUGCGCUUUUCCCCCGCACACACGAAACGCAGCACGAAGACGAUGUUCUCAUGCCGUACCUGUGACAAAUCGUUUCCUAAAGCAUCACUGCUCCUCCAACACAGGAAAGAGGAACACCGUCGUGAAAUAAAGAAGAAAGCUCUGAGAAAGGAGAACUCUGAGAAAGCUCCCCGGCGAAGGCGGAAAGGUGAGCCGUAUCCGUGCCUUCGCUGCGGGAAAGUGUUCCUGCACCAUCUGACGCGCUAUGCGCAUUUCAAACACUGCGGCUCUCCCCAUGCUGACGCAGCUGGCCGUGACCCGAAGGGUGCAAAGGAUCUCAGACCUUCCCAAGAAAAUCGACCAAGGAGAGGUAGACCGAGGACCAAAAAUCUACCCGCUCUGACGGAAACCAAGCAAAAGGAAGAAGUGGAAAGGAACGAGCGGGAUGAAGACGAGGAUGGCGAGUAUCCUUGUACGUCUUGCGAUCAGGUCUUUAGCUCUAAAGCUGCGCUGCAUGCGCAUGAGGAAGUCCACGAGGAAGUGCCUGAAGGAGUUCAUCAGCCAGCCGACCCGUGCUGGUGUUGUAGUGUGUGCGCAGGUGGGAUUCCUCUCUCGCAGGUUCCAGAAGAUUGUGAAAAGAAAGUCUAUCACUGUGUGCCAUGUGCCGAGGCCUUCAUAGCCCUGGACACUUUUCUAGAGCACUGCCAGAAACAUCUGAUACGUGAGAAUCAAGAUGAAUUCAGUGAUGACUGAAAGAGAGAGAGGGAAAAAAAAAGGAAAAGCAUUUUUCUCACCUUCAUAUUUUUCUCACUAUUGAAAAUAAGUGUGUGUGUGUGUAUGCGCAUUUCAAAUAAAGAGCUAAAAGAAUAUGUUUUUUUUUAUGAGAUGAAGGUGAAUAAAUAAUUACACAGUUUUAAUUCUUGGGUGAACUUAUCCUUAAAGGGAUAGUCCACCUAAUGAUGGAAAUUCUGUCGUCAUUUACUCACCCUCAUGUUGAUCCAAAUCUGCUGCUUAACACACACACACAAAAAAAGAAAUGUUGAUAACCAGACAGUUUUGGUUUCCCAUCGACCUCCAUUGUUUUUUAUAUAUACAGUAGAAGUCAGUGGGAACCAAAGUUGUUUAUUCACCAACAUUCUUCAAAAUAUGUUCGUGGUUGAGUAAUUGAUGACAGGAUUUUCAUAUGUGUGGGUGUACUGUCUCUU
Molecule: messenger RNA, 1979 nt
Organism: Pimephales promelas (fathead minnow)
Lineage: Eukaryota; Metazoa; Chordata; Actinopteri; Cypriniformes; Leuciscidae
Biological process (GO): regulation of transcription by RNA polymerase II
Cellular component (GO): nucleus
Molecular function (GO): RNA polymerase II cis-regulatory region sequence-specific DNA binding; DNA-binding transcription activator activity, RNA polymerase II-specific
Source: RefSeq, a predicted model, not a curated record